Messenger RNA from Salvelinus sp. IW2-2015, 1529 nucleotides. The record is from RefSeq and is a predicted model, not a curated record. Lineage: Eukaryota; Metazoa; Chordata; Actinopteri; Salmoniformes; Salmonidae.
GAGCAGGAGCAGGAGCAGGAGAGGAGGAGUGCUUUCGGAGUGAAGCUGCGUACCACUUCUCAGUCUCUGAAGUAUCGCUUGCAAAGGGACCAAGAAUUCAGGGUUAAGUGUCAUAGUGUCUCAACAACUGCAGAACCAGUCAAAGGCGAAAUUGGCACAAGUUCAAAGGUCAGGGGUGACUUGGCAAAUAAGGCUUCGAGGAAGGGCCCGUCACAAGUGUCUGACUGCCCCCCCUCAUACACCCCUGAUAGAAACAGACUCAACGAGAACCAAGAUGAUGAUGAUACUGACCUGGUAGUAGAUGCCUUUUUAGACCCAGACAAAGGCCCAUCCUCCAGACCUGCUCUGGGGCUCCCAAGAGGGGCUGAGACCCCUGGGCCUAAUGGGUCAGCUGGAUCGGAGCCUGUCUGGAUGUCCAUGGCCCGGGAAAAGACCAGGAGUCUCCAACAGCAUCUCAGUCCAGAGACAGAGCCUGGGACAGGGGGGGCAGGGGGGACAACAACGCCCCAGUACACCCCAGCACCACGGCCAGCUCCAACCCCAGCCCCACAGCCUAGAUUACAACCAACAGCUCAGCCAUCAACACAACCUCCAUCACAAUCACAGCCAAGCACAAAAACAGCCUCGCAAAAACAAACAUCASCCCCAGUGGUACAACCACCAUCUCAACCAAUACCAAGCGGUAGACCAAUCCUARGGGGAAUGCAACUGACAGCUAAACUCAAAACAUUGCCUUCAGAUCAGCCUAACACACAAACAGCAUCACAACCGACACCACAAGGAACWGCUCAACAGCUGACACAACCGUCCUCCCAACCUCACAUGCCAACCAGACCAACUCUACGAGGAGRYUCUGAGAGAUCCUCCASYUCUCUGAAGAGAGCUGKGAAGAUGCCUGUGGAGAAAUGGACAGAAAGAGCYCUCCCGACUGGGACUAUGGAGGAAUCUAGCAAUGGUCAAAUUGAGAUUCACAUCGCAAAGCAUGAGAUACCUUCUUCAUCGUCAUCAUCAUUGUCACACCGGGGUCAGCCAACCUGGAUGGAACUUGCCAAGAGGAAAUCUCUGGCCUGGAGUGACAAGACUAUGGACUAAGAGAAAUGCACGUGGGUGUCUGUGUGUGUGUGUGUUUGUUGUGAGGGAGGUAAAGGUGUUCCUAAAGAGAGUAAGAAGACUGAAAUAAAAUAAUGAUUUUUUCCUGACUGUGUUACUUGAACCUACUGGAUWCAGAGUAUGAGUUUAAAACCCAUUUCCCAUUACCGUGCCUUAUUCUUCUAACCAUUAAAUAAAUAAAAAACGACUUAUAUUUCACGUUGGCCAGACUGAUGCUAAACUAUUGCAUAUAACAUCACUAAACCAAGAGGUCUGGACUUUUAUGGCACAAGAGGGCAUACUCUUGUCCUGUAACUUGUUGGUUGCUGGUUCAAACUCUGCUUCAGUUUUUUCACUGCUUUUGACAUAUCACUCCAUGCUAGAUCCCUUCUAACUACUGUCUCAAAGUGUUGUCUGGAAUAAAUAUACUGUCAAUUGUA